This is a messenger RNA of Haliotis rufescens (red abalone), 1512 nucleotides long. Its product is annotated as neuropeptide CCHamide-1 receptor-like. The record is from RefSeq and is a predicted model, not a curated record. Gene Ontology annotation, cellular component: membrane. The coding region runs from base 263 to 1381 and encodes 372 amino acids. Gene Ontology annotation, molecular function: G protein-coupled receptor activity. Lineage: Eukaryota; Metazoa; Mollusca; Gastropoda; Lepetellida; Haliotidae. Gene Ontology annotation, biological process: G protein-coupled receptor signaling pathway. The transcript has 2 exons.
AGCACGUCCACAGCAAUACCUGCACCGCCCGGUGGCAGCAACGUGAGAUAGUCUUCCAUCUAAGCCACCUUUUCUGUCGUCUAUAAAAAGUAAAGCAUUUUAGGAAAGCGUGUAUGUUUUCAAAGGGGAUGGCGAUGAAGCUCGUCGCCUGUUGAAUCGGCCUCUGUCACAGAACGACUUCACCAUCUGUAACUGUUACACACGUGUCAAGGCUGCACAUAACACCAGGUUGUGCUGACAAGGCUGCUGAAUGUAGGCUGUGAUGGACGACGGCGUGGAGGAAGGAUGCAACAAGACUCUCAGCAACAUCAACUGUUCCGACUCCGAUCAUCACGAACUCCAACCAGAAGCUGUUGCAGUCCCACUUGUUUUUACCCUCAUUUUUAUCAUUGGUAUCUUUGGUAACAUUCUGCUCUUAUGUUCUUUCAUAAAGCAUAAGACAUUCGGCACCCCUCACAAUGUAUUUGUCAUCAACCUUGCGAUUGGGGACCUUGUUAUUUUGUUCGUGUCACUUCCUUUCAAUGCUACUUGGUACUACCUUCUCUCGUGGCCGUAUGGUGAAGCGAUUUGUAAACUCAGUCACUUUGCUGAAACACUUGGGACAGCCGUAUCGGUGUUAACACUGACAAUUCUCAGCAUUGAAAGGUACAUCAUCAUUUCCGGUCGUCAUCGGUCCUCAAGGCGACGUUUCUCUCCCGCUGUCAUUCUGGCGUUCGUGUGGAUGACUUCACUCUACAUCUCGAUUCCUGACCUAAUUUCAGCUGUUGUGGAAUCACCCAAGUCUCAUACAGGCAAGCUGUACUACUGUCUCGCGUACACAGCAUCGUGGGGGCAAGUCUACCCAAAGAUCAUCACCGCAGUGCGGUUUGUUUUGCUGUUCGUUGUUCCACUUGCUGUAAUUUUUCCUUUCUAUGUCCUCAUAUUCUGUAGUGUCAUCUCUAAGGCAACCCUUACCCAGCCUACGUCAUCAACACCAUUAAAGGGAGAUAAUCGUCAACUGAAUGUCGAAAAAGAGGACAAAAAAUUCCGUAAGAGAAAAUCAUUUGCUAUUACUGUCUUCUGCCUCGUUUUGGUUUUCAUCCUCUGCUGGCUGCCUCGACAUACAUUCCUUAUAUGGUAUUACUUUGAUCCUGGCCUUUUCAACGAAUUUUGGCAUGGUUUCAAAAUUAUUGGAUUCUGUCUUGUUUUUGCCAAUUCUGCCCUCAACCCUCUCAUUUUCCUUCUGCUUGAUAGUCGCUAUAAACGAUUUGUAAAACGCAUUAUCACCUGUAAAGGAUCGACAUCUCGUAUUUUGAAAAACGAUCGAGCCUUGGUGGAAGAGCAACAGACAAUUGUAAUGGCUGAUAUAGGUGGCAAUGUGUCUCAGAUUGACUUCGUGUAGGCAUACAUUAUGAAAUAUUGACAGCUGCAAUCUUCCAUUAAAUAUGUGAACCAUUCUGAAAGAUAUUAUCGCAAAAGAAUCUUGUUACUCGAAAAACGAUAAAAAUAUGGCGCAAUAUGUGUGUGUGUGUG